Messenger RNA from Drosophila busckii, 2921 nucleotides. RefSeq names its product dynamin-1-like protein (gene Drp1). Bases 297 to 2507 code for a protein of 736 amino acids. Gene Ontology annotation, biological process: mitochondrial fission. The transcript is spliced from 9 exons. Gene Ontology annotation, molecular function: GTP binding; GTPase activity; microtubule binding. Lineage: Eukaryota; Metazoa; Arthropoda; Insecta; Diptera; Drosophilidae. The record is from RefSeq and is a predicted model, not a curated record. Gene Ontology annotation, cellular component: mitochondrion; cytoplasm; membrane.
CUUGCUUCAGACCUACCCUAUUGCAUUGAUCUGGCAACUCUAUCGUACACAUCUCAGUUUGAAAUUCACAACGGUUAAGAACGCGUUUGCCUGUGACUGACAAAAUUCUUGCCAUAUGAGAAAAAUACGAGUGUUGCCAUAUGCGCAAAAUACGAGAUUGACAACUCUAUUUUGCACAAACACACACGCAUCAAUCAAACGCCAAACGAGUGUAUUAAUGUGCGAUUAAUUUAAUACAUUUAGUUAAGUAAACAUUGUGAGAGUGGGAAAUCGUACUUACUGCCAGCUGACUGAGAAUGGAGGCACUAAUUCCAGUUAUUAACAAAUUACAAGAUGUAUUCAACACUGUCGGUUCUGACUCAAUACAAUUACCGCAAAUUGUUGUACUCGGCAGUCAGAGUUCGGGCAAAAGUUCCGUCAUCGAAAGUGUUGUUGGGCGUUCGUUUCUGCCACGAGGUACAGGCAUUGUUACACGCCGCCCCCUUAUACUGCAGUUGAUCUACUCGCCUUUGGAUGAUCGUGAACAUCGCUCUGCUGAAAAUGGCACCAUUAAUGCUGAGGAAUGGGGCAAGUUUUUGCACACAAAGAAAUGCUUUACGGACUUUAAUGAAAUUCGUCUGGAGAUUGAGAAUGAGACGGAACGUGCGGCGGGCAACAAUAAGGGCAUUUGCCCGGAGCCCAUUAAUUUGAAAAUAUUCUCAACGCGGGUGGUCAAUUUAACGCUGGUCGAUCUGCCCGGCAUUACAAAAGUACCCGUGGGCGAUCAACCUGAGGAUAUUGAAGCCCAAAUCAAAGACUUGGUGGUUAAAUAUAUUGAGAAUCCAAACUCAAUUAUCCUGGCUGUAACUGCUGCCAAUACUGACAUGGCUACUAGCGAGGCGCUCAAGCUGGCCAAGAAUGUGGAUCCCGAUGGCAGGCGCACGCUAGCUGUAGUCACUAAACUAGAUCUCAUGGAUGCCGGCACUGAUGCCAUUGAUAUACUCUGUGGACGAGUCAUACCCGUCAAGCUGGGCAUUAUUGGUGUCAUGAAUCGUUCGCAGCAGGACAUUAUUGACAAAAAGGCCAUUGAUGAGCAAAUGAAAGACGAGGCGGCAUUUUUACAACGCAAAUAUCCAACGCUAGCCACACGCAAUGGCACACCCUAUUUGGCCAAAACGCUGAAUCGACUGCUGAUGCAUCACAUACGCGACUGUUUGCCUGAUUUAAAAACACGCGUUAAUAUCAUGUCUACGCAAUUUCAAUCCUUGCUUAACUCUUAUGGAGAGGACGUAUCAGACAAAAGCCAAACUCUGCUGCACAUUAUUACAAAAUUCUCAAGUGCUUAUUGCUCCACCAUAGAAGGCACUGCACGCAAUAUUGAGACAACAGAGUUGUGUGGUGGCGCACGUCUUUGUUACAUAUUCCAUGAGAUCUUUGGACGCACACUCGACUCAAUUCAUCCGCUGGCUGGUUUGACCAAAAUGGACAUACUCACCGCCAUACGAAAUGCAACGGGACCAAGGCCGGCGCUUUUUGUGCCAGAGGUCUCGUUUGAGCUGUUAGUUAAGCGUCAAAUACGUCGCCUGGAGGAACCUUCAUUGCGUUGCGUGGAGCUUAUACACGAAGAAAUGCAGCGCAUUGUGCAACACUGCGGCAACGAAGUACAACAGGAGAUGCUGCGUUUCCCAAAGCUUCAUGAGAAAAUUGUGGAUGUAGUAACUCAACUGCUGCGUUGUCGUUUGCCAGCUACCAAUGUCAUGGUGGAGAAUAUUGUGGCCAUCGAACUGGCUUAUAUAAAUACAAAGCAUCCUGAUUUCCACAAGGAAGCCGCCUUGGUGCCCAGUCUACUCAAGACAGACAAUGACUAUUCACAGUCGCGGCGUGCAAAUACGCCUAGGAAUACCAUGUCGCCACAAGUCUCAUCUCACAAUGCAGUGGCACAGAAUCAACAACAACAACAGCAGCAGCAGCAACAACAACAACAGCAACAAAAUGAUGUCAAUGAGCAGAUGUUAAGAAGAAACUUAAAUUUUUAUGGGCUGCUUUCUACAGUGAACCACAAUGGUGAGAACACUGGCUCCUGGCUCUCCAACAUAUUACCACCAGCGCCCAAUAGCGUAGAUAACUCGGCCAGCAAUACACCGGUGCAUAAUAAUGUGGUCAGUCCACUGAAGCCCGUCAAUCUGCUACCAGAUGUGCCGGCUAUGCACAAUCCACGACGCCUCACCGAUAAGGAACAAAAGGAUUGCGAUGUUAUUGAGCGUUUGAUCAAAUCAUAUUUUUAUAUUGUGCGCAAAUCCAUACAAGACUCUGUUCCAAAGGCAAUAAUGCAUUUCUUGGUUAACUACGUUAAGGAUAACUUGCAAAGCGAGCUGGUGACACAUCUGUAUAAAUCGGACAAGGCUGAGACGCUCCUAAACGAAUCCGAUCAUAUUGCAGUACGCCGAAAAGAGGCGGCAGACAUGUUAAAGGCGCUCACACGCGCGAAUCAUAUUAUCAGCGAGAUACGCGAGACACACAUGUGGUAGAGUGUUUAGGCCGGAGGACAACGCCUACACUUUGAUAUUGGAGCCUGUUUCGACUUAAUAGCACGCAACAUAUUAGACACUAUUUAUUAAAAAACAAAAAUCCUCACAUAUUACGAAAGGCAAACAAAUACUUGGCUUUGUUGAAUGUUUCCCAAAUUAAAUCAUAUAGGCGCAUUAAAUUAAGACAACAAAAUUCUUGCAUGCAGGCUAAACCCGCAAACACACAUAUAAUUUUAGGAUUAUGUAUUUUUAGAAACAAUUUUUGUUGAAGCGUUGAUAUCAAUUUCAUUUUCAGAUAGCAUUUUUCAUUUGACCAUUUAUGUUAUGUAUAUGUGAUGAUGACUUAGUUGUCAUCGUGAUUGGUUUGCUUUCAGAUUUAUUCAAGCACUAAUUACAUUUUUGAAUAGUCAUGUA